Penicillium oxalicum is the source of this 225-nucleotide messenger RNA. RefSeq lists its product as uncharacterized. Lineage: Eukaryota; Fungi; Ascomycota; Eurotiomycetes; Eurotiales; Aspergillaceae. The transcript has a single exon. The record is from RefSeq and is a predicted model, not a curated record. Bases 1 to 225 code for a protein of 74 amino acids.
AUGGUCUUUGCAGUGGUCCUCUCCUCCUCUAGAAGAAUGAACAGGACUGCUCAAACUUACGACUGGGAUCAGCAAGCCCCUGUCUACUUUGUGCUGCUUGGGUCGAAUUGGACCCUCCCGUCAGGCUUGGACUCCCAACAGCGAUCCGAGCCGAAUGAGAAAAGUGGCCACCAGUCGUAUCGAAGACUCCUUUAUUGCGGAGGUUUCGGUUCCUGGAUUCUGUAG